Molecule: messenger RNA, 459 nt
Organism: Suillus bovinus
Lineage: Eukaryota; Fungi; Basidiomycota; Agaricomycetes; Boletales; Suillaceae
Exons: 3
Coding region: 1-459 (152 amino acids)
Source: RefSeq, a predicted model, not a curated record
AUGACUCAGAGUGAGCCACCAAUGGCUUGGUUGUCGUCCUUCCUUGGUCUCGUGUCGAAACAUGAUGCUGAUGAUCUGGCUCCUCCCUUGAGACUGCUCACGAGGCAAGAGCAGCUCGAGUUCGUGUGGAAUGUGUCGCCUCCUCGACGAAUCGUCGAGCUCCAGCUGACGAUUGAGAAGCUUGAUAAAUGGGUAGACCUCGUUGGGUCUCUCAUCGAUUGCGGACUAGAUUACAAUCCAUCAGGCUCAGUUUCUGCACUCGAAGUUUUUUACGCUAUUCCAUUGGCCGGAACAAAGGCUGACUGGCUCAACAACCAGCUCAAGCCAUGGUCUAACUUCAGCCGCGGCGAGGCAUCAUAUACUGAUGUUCCUGGGGAACAUCACACGCUCAUGGAUUUUGAGCACGUCCUGCAGUUUCAGAAGAUUUUCCGAAGUCGUCUCGAGGCUCGUGGGCUGUAG